Numida meleagris (helmeted guineafowl) is the source of this 1857-nucleotide messenger RNA. RefSeq names its product ORMDL sphingolipid biosynthesis regulator 1 (gene ORMDL1). Gene Ontology annotation, biological process: ceramide metabolic process; intracellular sphingolipid homeostasis; negative regulation of ceramide biosynthetic process. Gene Ontology annotation, cellular component: endoplasmic reticulum membrane. The transcript is spliced from 4 exons. Bases 145 to 606 code for a protein of 153 amino acids. NCBI's taxonomy places the organism in Eukaryota, Metazoa, Chordata, Aves, Galliformes, Numididae. The record is from RefSeq and is a predicted model, not a curated record.
CGGCCCCUCCCCGCGCGGAGCCCUGCCCACGGGGCGGCCGCCCGGCCCUACCUGCGGCCGCGCUUCUCCUCUUUGGCGGCCGCAGUCGAAGAGCUGCCGGCGGAGCUCCCGCAGCGUCGUGAAGUUCUGUUCUGUAGGGUAAAAAUGAAUGUUGGAGUUGCGCACAGCGAAGUGAAUCCAAACACGCAAGUGAUGAACAGCCGUGGAAUGUGGCUGACAUACACGCUUGGAGUUGGCCUGCUUCACAUCAUCCUGCUCAGCAUUCCUUUCUUUAGCAUCCCUGUUGCAUGGACGUUAACAAAUGUGAUUCACAACCUGGGAAUGUAUGUCUUCUUGCAUGCAGUAAAGGGAACUCCUUUUGAAACACCUGAUCAGGGGAAAGCGAGGCUCCUGACGCACUGGGAACAACUGGAUUAUGGAGUACAAUUUACAUCUUCAAGAAAAUUCUUCACAAUCUCUCCUAUAAUUCUGUACUUCCUGGCAAGUUUCUACACAAAGUAUGAUCCGACACACUUUAUCUUCAACACCACCUCUCUUCUGACAGUGCUUAUCCCCAAGCUGCCACAGUUGCACGGUGUUCGAAUCUUUGGCAUCAAUAAAUACUAGACAGAAGGUGUGAUGCUGACUGAUCCUGGCACGGAUACUGCUUCUCGGGCAAAGGAAAUGAGUAGUCUGCUGUUAUCUAAUUGUAUUCAAUGACAGAUGCUUUUACAUCUGAGAUACAAUUACUACUUCCUGAAAGGAAGCAUUGUCUGGGGUGAAAGUUGAGUUUAUAAGAUGCCUUCAAAUAGUGAAAUGGGAAUGGGAAACUUCUAGAUGAAAGAUUUCCUGAAGUAGUGGGCAGGCCCAGCUCUACGGUGUAAUCAGCACUACGAGUAGAUGUCGGUCUGGCUGAGGCAGGUAAGGGAGGUGUGAAUAACUGCUGAAAUGGGGAGUAAUGUUUCACCAGCACCCAGUCAGCUGUGCCGCAAAUGGUAACUUACUGUAUAAGUCCAGCAGCCUCCGUUCAAAGGAUUGGCGAGGCUACUUCUUUUGUAGAUAGGUGAAAGUAGCUGGUUCGUGCUCUGUGGAUUGUGAACGGGUGUGUUUGUUACUGCAUUGUACAAGAUUGUCUCAGUAAAUACUGUGACAGUUGGUAAAAAGGGAUGGUAUGAUUCAUGCCUUAUCUGUCCUUGUAAUUUUUGUCACAAAGACCACAGAAAGUCUGUAACUGUCUGCUCAGGGGUCAUUGCUACAUCAACUCGAUAGCUCAGUUUAGGUAUGCUUUUGCAAGUUGCCACUGUUGUGUUUAUUUCAGUUUGCUUACCAGAACAUUGACUUUUCUAUCUGUAAUUGGGACAUCCUGAACCCUGUAACGCUGCAGGAAAGGGAGCUGUAGGAGAAGCAGCUUCACCAUAGAUCAAGUCAGAGGAAUAAGAGAAAUUCUGUGUAGAUCAUAGGUUAGAGCAGAAGUGGAACUAGCCGUAGGUGAAGAGACAGGUUACACAGCCUGACUGCAUGGUUUGCAGAAAAAGAUACAAACAGCUUGUGUGGAAGUGUGCAGGAACGCUGUGGUAGGGAUACCAGGCACUGGCGCAGGAACCUGUACAUGAGCUGCUAUGGGAGCAGAGGGAGGGAGGGGCAGAGCUCCACGUCCCAGGGGGAGGAUUUGUGCCAGCCUGCCCCACAGCUGCCAGACACAGGCAGCUAGGAGCUGGCAGAAGGCUUGCUUUGUCUUCUGGUUGCAGUGAGGGGAGAGAGAGAAUAAAGCUUAUUUUCCUGCCGGGAGAAUCUUCUAGCAGUGUGUGAUGAAGAUGCUGUUCAGACAAGUGUGACUUUUCUGAGUUAUUGGAAGUAAAAAAUUCCUUCUUUGUGCAA